AUGUCUCCACGCGGUCGCGACAAGGUAGCGCUCUCCUUCACGAACUGGAUCCUUGGUGGAUCUUUGCUCUGUGACGCGUCGCGCAAAAGCUCUAUACGUCACAGCUCUGGGCAUCAUGUCAUCAUCUCUGAGGUCGAUAGGAAGGGAAAUGAGAUUGAAGUGAUCACACCUUCAAAGGGAAAAGACAAAAGCAAAGACAACAAAUCCUCUGAUGAGCCGAAGGAGGAUCCUGUUUCCACGAAAGAGAAUCUCGAGAAGGACUCUGAUUCCUCGGAGAAACCAGUGAAAUAUUGUACUUGCAAUGAACGUAGCGGCAAAGAAGAUGACACGCCCGGCAAUGAUGACAAGAAGGAAGAUCCCAAGUCCAACGAGCAGGAGCCAGUCAUGAGCGGGGGUCUGGGAGGUGGCUGGACAGCGGAGCAGGAUCAGAAAAUCAAGGAAAUGAAGAGCGAGAAUAAGAGCUGGAAGGAGAUCGCCGCAGUUGUUGGUGGCAGCAAGAAAGCGCUCCAGAACCGAUUCAAGGAGCUACAGAAGGAGCAGCAGGAGGGUGAGAAGACUGAUGCCGGCGGUAUUGGCGCGACAGCUGGGGGAGAGGGGCAGGGAGGAAAUGAUGUCGAUGCCGGUGGUCUGGACUUCAGCACCUUGUUCCUGGAUGACGAUUUUGGUGACAUUGGCGAGAGUAACAACAAAGCUCCAGGUUCAGGUGACACCGAGCAAGGGAAGGAAAAGAAGCAUGAUGCAGGCGGCCAGAGCAAGGAGAACCAGCAGAACAACAAUAACGACCAAAGCAACUAUAUCUAUGAAGGAUAUCAAGAUCAGCAGUAUCCAGGCCGACUCAGAAUCAACGAAGUCUGGUCCCGAGACGACUGCGAGAUCCUCGAGUAUCUGGAGGGGCGAUACCGAGAGCACAAAUGGUUGCACAUGCAAGCCAAUUUCUUCAACUUAACGGGCCGCAUGGUCCCUGCAGAGAUCAUUCAGCAGAAGUUCAAGGACGAUGAGUAUCCUUGUACCGACUACUAA
Amorphotheca resinae ATCC 22711 is the source of this 1020-nucleotide messenger RNA. RefSeq lists its product as hypothetical. Lineage: Eukaryota; Fungi; Ascomycota; Leotiomycetes; Helotiales; Amorphothecaceae. The transcript has 2 exons. The record is from RefSeq and is a predicted model, not a curated record. The coding region runs from base 1 to 1020 and encodes 339 amino acids.